This is a messenger RNA of Nicrophorus vespilloides, 1382 nucleotides long. It is a transcript of the gene Spf45, whose product is annotated as splicing factor 45. Gene Ontology annotation, cellular component: precatalytic spliceosome. The record is from RefSeq and is a predicted model, not a curated record. Gene Ontology annotation, biological process: mRNA cis splicing, via spliceosome; alternative mRNA splicing, via spliceosome. Gene Ontology annotation, molecular function: RNA binding. Bases 83 to 1279 code for a protein of 398 amino acids. NCBI's taxonomy places the organism in Eukaryota, Metazoa, Arthropoda, Insecta, Coleoptera, Silphidae. The transcript has 3 exons.
UUUAUUUCACGUCAAAACAGUUCAGUGAAAACAAUUACAUAUUUUUACUGAAUUUGUGUGUAUUAAGUUAUUUAUUAACAGAAUGUCGCUGUACGAUGAUUUAGAUGUGAAAACACGAACAACAGAGAACGUUUCCGGUUGGUCAUCAGGUAUAAAAUUGCUACAAUCACAGUUGCAAUUAAAGAAGGCUGCUGUAACUCAACCUAAAAGAGAUGUCCAAAAAAGAGUAAGUUUACCACCAGUGAUUGACUUGAAAACAAAAAGGGAUGAAGAGGAUAUAUAUGGAAUAUCAAAACCUGAACCAGUUUUGCCAGUUAUUCUACCACCGUCUAAUUUAAAAAAUGAUUUGGAUUGGAAUGUUAUUGAUGAGUAUGAUCCAUUAUGGCCAAACGAGUAUGAGAAAAUUGUUAAAGAAAUUCGAGAUAAUCGUGAUAGAGACAGAGAUAGGGAUAGAGAGUAUGAGAAAGAAGAAAAACGCAGGGAAAGAGAUAGAAGAAAGAAGAGCAGGUUCAAUGAUCCUGAAGAUGCAUCACCUUCCAGUACUCCUCAAGUGUCUUUACCACCUAAUCCAAGUGGUUUUGCUGGUCGAUGGGAGGAUGAAGAGGAACACUUGGAACCAAGUCCAAAACCUUCAAGAUCAGGUGGUGGUGUAGCUAUAGCACCUCCACCAAGUUUGCAAGAACCUGCUGAGCAGGGACCAAGUACACCAAACAGAACACCACCUCCAGGCCCAUCUCAGUUGUCACCUCAGCCAGCUACUAGUUAUGGAGGUGGUUCAGUGGCAGCUAAAAUCAUGGCAAAAUAUGGUUUUAAAGAAGGACAAGGGUUGGGAAAACAAGAACAGGGCAUGUCAGUUGCUCUGCAGGUUGAGAAAACUUCGAAACGUGGUGGAAGAAUUAUACAUGAAAAAGAGAUGAUGAUGCCACCACCUCCACCUCAAAAAUCACCAGAAGAACCAACUAUUACAGAAAUUAUGAAAACCCCAAGCAAGGUUGUUCUCUUGAGAAACAUGGUAGGACCAGGUGAAGUGGACGACGAUUUGGAGCCUGAAGUUAAAGACGAAUGUAAUACUAAAUAUGGAGAUGUGGGCAGCGUUGUAAUUCACGAAUUACAAGAUCAGCUACCAGAAGAUGCUGUUCGGAUAUUUGUAGAAUUUAAUCGUAUUGAAAGCGCAAUAAAGGCUGUCGUCGAUUUGAAUGGGAGAUUCUUUGGAGGUCGACAAGUGAAAGCUACAUUUUACGAUACAGAAAAAUUCGAUAAUUUCCAGUUAUUAGAGUAACUCCAAAGUGUAUUGUUUAAUUUAUAACAACAUUUGUUUUAACUGUUUGACAGAAUAAUUGCAUAUUAUAUAAACAGUAGACAUUAUUGAAAGUUUAUCACAU